AUAUAAAGGCUGCCCUCCUGAUUUCCUCAUCGCCACUUCACAUACGAUCCUCAAAGACGUCUGCUACUCGUCGCGACUAGCCGGAACAUGUCGAACAUCGUCUUGCUCGUCCUCGCCGCGGUGUUGGCCACCGCCUACGCUUACCCCGCCGUUGUCGCAGAAGAAUCGCCAUUGCCGAGAGUUGCUAGAGCCGCUUCGCCUGAUCCAAUUCUGCUCUUAAAGCAUGGUUUCGGUGGAUAUGGUGGAUAUGGUGGAUAUGGUGGAUAUGGUGGAUAUGGCGGAUACGGAGGACAUGGUGGAUAUGGUGGAUAUGGUGGAUACGGAGGACAUGGGGGAUACGGUGGAUACGGAGGACAUGGUGGAUACGGUGGAUACGGAGGACACAGAGGAGGUUAUGGCGGCUACCCUUACGGAGGCUACGGUGGUGGACUUUCCGGAAGCUCCGCUCAUGCUGGGUCCAUCAGCUCUCCAUUCGGAAGUGCGUCCUUCUCGAGCGCCAAAGCUGGAGCUCUUGGUUUCGGACGAUGAGACAUCGGCUGAGUCACGCAUUGACCAACGAGAAUACGGUUCCGUCCAGUGCAUCACUCAUGCUUGUAAAAUAUUGCCUAACAUGUAGCUAAGUUUGUAUAAUAAACCAUUUUAUACUCUC
This is a messenger RNA of Nomia melanderi (Alkali bee), 649 nucleotides long. RefSeq lists its product as uncharacterized. Lineage: Eukaryota; Metazoa; Arthropoda; Insecta; Hymenoptera; Halictidae. The record is from RefSeq and is a predicted model, not a curated record.